Bradysia coprophila is the source of this 1350-nucleotide messenger RNA. Its product is annotated as GPN-loop GTPase 1. Gene Ontology annotation, molecular function: GTPase activity. The record is from RefSeq and is a predicted model, not a curated record. NCBI's taxonomy places the organism in Eukaryota, Metazoa, Arthropoda, Insecta, Diptera, Sciaridae.
UUACGAUAUUGUUUUGAUAAACAGAUCGAACAAAAGUGUUGUGAAAUUCAGGUUGUAAAUUGCCGAUCCUUCAAGAGAUUUUGUAUAUUGACCAUUUGGAAGCGGAAACUGUCUGAACUCAAUCGAAUUCGUCGUUUAUCAUUAAGUCAGCCACAUAACUAAUGGCCGAUACUAACGCAAGCUCUGCAAGUGCCACACCGAUUGACAACGCAAUGGACACCACUGACGAUUCAAGUCAAACGAAAGGAAUCGGCAAAACGCCGGUCUGUCUACUGGUUCUCGGCAUGGCUGGUUCAGGUAAAACUGAAUUCGUCAAAAGACUGUCCAGCUACCAGUACGAACAGCUGAAACCGUACACAAUAAACUUGGAUCCGGCCUGCAAAGAAACGCCGUAUCAUGCACACAUUGACAUCCGCGAUACAGUCAACUACAAAGAAGUCAUGAAACAGUACAAAUUGGGUCCGAACGGUGGCAUUGUGACGGCUUUGAAUUUGUUCUCAACGAAAUUCGGCACCGUGGUCGACCUGAUCGAAAAAGCCGGAAAGGAAUACAAAUUCUGUGUGAUUGACACGCCCGGCCAAAUUGAAGUGUUCACAUGGUCAGCGUCAGGUACCAUAAUUACCGAAGGUCUAGCUACAUCAUUCCCGACAAUAAUCGUUUACGUCAUGGAUGUGGUGCGUUCGGCGAAUCCUACAACUUUCAUGUCAAACAUGCUCUACGCCUGUUCGAUAUUGUACAAAUCGCGGCUACCGUUCAUCGUCGUCAUUAACAAGAUCGACGUCCAGGACCAUCUGUUCGCCAUGGACUGGAUGAUGGACUUUGAAUCGUUCCAAGAGGCCUUGGAGAAGGAAACGACCUACGUAUCGAAUCUGUCCAGAACCAUGUCGCUGACUCUCGACGAAUUCUACAAGGAUUUGAAAUGUUGCGGAGUUUCGGCCAAAACGGGUAGUGGCAUUGCGGAUUUCUAUGAUUUAGUUGCCAAGGGCGUUGUGGAAUAUGAACAGGACUACAAACAGGAAUACGAAAAAUUGAAGGCCGAAAAACUGCUGGACACGUUAAAGAAAACCGAGGAACGAUUGUCAAAGAUUCAAAUGCAAGGUCUCGGCAGCGCGGUCGAACUGAAUAGCUUGGUGACAGAAAACCCGAGCAAACGAAACACGGGCGAGAUUUGGCUGAAACAUCCGGGUAACGAAAGUUCAGAGGAUGAAGAGGGUACAGAAGAGGAAUUGCGUAAGGGUGACGAUGAAAUGGAGGAGUCGGAUUUCAAAAGUUUCGUGGAUAAGCGACACGAAGUGCAGAUGCAGAAAGAGAAAAAUAAUCGAAAAUAAAAUCGAGAUUUCGCGGACGAAA